Molecule: messenger RNA, 4543 nt
Organism: Aedes aegypti (yellow fever mosquito)
Lineage: Eukaryota; Metazoa; Arthropoda; Insecta; Diptera; Culicidae
Gene: CPSF1
Product: cleavage and polyadenylation specificity factor subunit 1
Exons: 6
Coding region: 188-4465 (1425 amino acids)
Cellular component (GO): mRNA cleavage and polyadenylation specificity factor complex; nucleus
Molecular function (GO): nucleic acid binding; protein binding
Source: RefSeq, a predicted model, not a curated record
AUUCAUUUUCCUCUGAUUUCAAAACACACGCCGGCUUCAAUUAAUCAGUGCGUUUAUUUUACAGAAUUUUCGCAAGAAAUUUGCAAUAAUCUCGGCAGUAUUUAGUGAAAAUAUGUGAAUAAGACGCUGGACAAAGUGACGAAGUUGAAUCGAUCGCGAUAAAUCUUAACAAUCAACCACAAGUGCGAUGUUUUCCAUUUGUAAACAAACCCACGAAGCCACGGCGGUGGAAUUUUCGGUCACUUGCCACUUCUUCAACAGCAAUGAGAAAUCGCUGGUUACUGGGGGCGCCAAUGUCCUCAAAGUGUACCGAUUGAUCCCGGAUGCGGACGCGACAAGUCGCGAUAAGUUUACUACGACAAGGCCUCCGAACAUGAAAUUGGAGUGCAUGGCAACUUAUACGCUGUUCGGGAACAUAAUGUCCAUGCAAUCGGUGUCCCUGGCCGGAUCGCAACGGGAUGCGUUGCUGAUUAGCUUCCAGGAUGCCAAGCUUUCCGUGGUGCAGUUCGAUCCGGAUAAUUUCGAACUGAAAACGCUCUCGUUGCAUUACUUCGAGGAGGAGGACAUUAAGGGUGGCUGGACGGGACAUUAUCAUACUCCGAUUGUGAGGGUUGAUCCAGACAAUCGGUGUGCCGUGAUGCUGGUGUACGGACGGAAGUUAGUGGUGUUACCAUUUCGGAAGGACAGUUCAUUGGAUGAGAUCGAGGUGCAGGACGUUAAGCCAAUGAAGAAGGCCCCGACACAGCUGAUUGCCAAAACGCCGAUUCUGGCGUCGUACGUUAUAGAACUGAAGGAGUCCGAAGAACGGAUCGAUAACGUUAUCGACAUACAGUUUUUGCACGGCUACUAUGAACCGACUUUGCUGAUUCUCUAUGAACCGGUCAAAACGUUCCCAGGACGUAUCGCCGUUCGCUCGGAUACUUGCAUGAUGGUGGCACUGUCGCUGAACAUACAACAACGUGUCCAUCCGGUUAUCUGGACGGUGAACUGCUUGCCGUUCGAUUGCCUGCAAGCAAUUGCCAUCAGCAAACCGAUUGGAGGCUGCCUGAUCCUGAGUGUCAAUGCGUUGAUUUACCUCAAUCAGAGUGUUCCGCCGUAUGGAGUGAGCUUGAACAGCAUUGCCGAUCACUGCACUAACUUUCCGUUGAAGCCCCAGGAUGGCGUUCGGAUCAGUUUGGAUGCAGCUCAAGUGUGCUUCAUCGAACCGGAAAAGUUGGUGCUGUCGCUGAAGGGCGGAGAGCUCUAUGUUCUCACACUUUGCGCCGAUUCCAUGCGAAGCGUUCGGAGCUUUCACUUUAGCAAGGCGGCUUCCAGCGUGCUAACCUGUUGUAUCUGCGUCGUCGAGGAGGAGUAUCUGUUCCUGGGAUCACGGUUAGGUAACUCGUUGCUUUUGAGAUUCAAAGAAAAGGACGAGAGCAUGGUGAUUACGAUCGACGAUACCGAAGAAGUGGUUGAGAAGGAACCGAAACGAUUGCGCUUAGAGCAGGAAGAGCUGGAAGUGUACGGAUCGGGUCAGAAAACAUCCGUCCAGUUGACUAGCUAUAUCUUCGAAGUUUGCGACAGUAUUCUGAACAUCGGCCCCAUCGGCCAUAUGGCCGUGGGCGAGAGGAUUUCUGAAGAGGAGCAAGACGAAAACAAGGACGUGCAGUUCGUGCCGAAUAAGUUAGAUUUGGAAAUUGUGACGAGUAGUGGACAUGGCAAGAAUGGUGCCCUUUGCGUGCUGCAGAAUUCAAUAAAACCACAGGUUAUCACAAGUUUUGGCCUGUCCGGGUGCUUGGACGUGUGGACGGUUCUGAGCGAUAAAGGUGACGACAUGCAUUCGUUCAUGAUCCUUUCCCAGGAAGCCGGAACGAUGGUUCUGCAGACGGGAGAUGAAAUCAACGAAAUCGAAAACACCGGUUUUGCGACAAAUGUUCCGACCAUUCACGUUGGAAACAUUGGAGGAAACCGUUUCAUCGUUCAAGUGACGACGAAAUCUAUUAGAUUACUACAAGGCACUCGCCUGUUGCAAAAUAUUCCCAUUGAUUUGGGUUGUCCACUGGCAGCAGUGUCUAUUGCUGAUCCGUAUGUUUGCGUUAGGUCUUCAGAAGGUCGAGUAAUCACGUUGGCUCUUCGUGAAGGCAAAGGAACUCCACGGUUGGCAGUUAACAAGAACACCAUAAGUACGACACCCGCUGUGGUUGCUAUUAGCGUCUACAAGGACGUGUCAGGAAUGUUCACAACCAAGUAUGAAGACUUCUACGACGGUUCCAAAGCAGGUUCUUCUGCCUAUUCGAGUGGAUUCGGUUACAUGAAGCCCGAGCCGCACAUGAAAAUUGAAGACGAAGAGGAUCUGCUUUACGGCGAAUCGGGACGAUCUUUCAAGAUGACUUCGAUGGCAGAUAUGGCCAUUGAAACCAAGAAGAAGAAUACGGACUUUUGGAGGAAGUUUAUGCAACCGGUAAAACCUACCUUCUGGUUGUACGCGGUCAGAGAUAACGGAAACUUGGAGAUCUAUUCAAUGCCUGACCUGAAAUUAGUCUACCUGAUCACCAACAUCGGGAAUGGUAACAAAGUGCUUCAGGAUUCGAUGGAAUUCGUACCCCUGCAGGUAGGACAGACCGCCGCCGAUGCAGACGUGACUUCCAAUGCGUUCACAAGUCCUUUCGGAUUCAAUCCUAAUUUGCUACCGAAGGAAAUUCUCAUGGUAGCUCUCGGUCAUCAUGGUACUCGACCCAUGCUAUUUGUUCGCUUGGAAAAUGAUUUGCUUGUUUACCGUGUGUAUCGAUAUUCGAAGGGUCAUCUGAAGCUGCGCUUUCGGCGAGUUCCAAGUGGCGUAACGGGUCCCAUUUUUAAAAUAGCACCCCGUCAAAGCGCUCCAACGGAUCAGGAAGGCGAAAAACCGGAUGAGCAUUCCACCAAGAUUAUGUAUGAAAACAUUUCCAUGAUUCGAUACUUCAACAACGUCAAUGGAUACAAUGGAGUUGCUGUUUGCGGAGAGAAGCCCUACAUAAUGCUGCUUACUUCCCGGGGAGAACUUCGAGCUCACCGACUGUACGCCAAAACUAUCAUGAAAGGAUUUGCUCCUUUCAACAACGUGAACUGUCCCAACGGAUUCCUCUACUUUGACGAACAGUACGAGCUGAAGAUUGCCGUUUUUCCUGGCUAUCUGUCUUACGAUUCAAUCUGGCCUGUUCGGAAAAUUCCACUGCGCAGCUCACCGAAGCAAAUCGUGUACCAUAAAGAGAACAAAGUUUACUGCGUGGUGAUGGAUGCCGAGGAAGUCUGCAAUAAGUAUUACCGCUUCAACGGAGAGGACAAAGAGCUGACCGAGGAGAACAAGGGAGAACGCUUCUUGUACCCGAUGGCACAUAAGUUUUCGGUGGUGCUGGUUACGCCCUCGGCUUGGGAAAUCAUUCCGGAGACUUCCAUCAACCUGGACGAGUGGGAGCACGUAAUUGCACUGAAGAAUGUCAGUCUGUCAUACGAGGGAGCGCGGUCCGGUUUCAAGGAAUACAUUGCGGUGGGAACAAAUUUCAAUUACAGUGAAGACAUUACAUCGCGUGGACGGCUGUUGCUGUAUGACAUCAUCGAAGUCGUGCCGGAGCCGGGAAAACCGCUAACCAGAUACAAGUUUAAGGAAGUUAUCGUCAAGGAACAGAAAGGUCCCGUGUCAGCUAUUACGCACGUAUCAGGCUUCUUGGUAGGAGCGGUCGGUCAAAAAGUCUAUCUUUGGCAACUGAAAGACGAUGACCUGGUUGGAGUGGCCUUCAUUGACACCAACAUCUUUGUACACCAGCUGGUUUCAAUCAAAUCGCUCAUUCUGGUUGCAGACGUUUACAAAUCCGUCAGUUUACUUCGCUUCCAAGAAGACUACCGCACUCUGUCUCUGGUGUCGCGUGAUUACCAGCCGUUGAACGUAUUCCAAAUCGAAUACGUUGUGGAUAACCACAACCUGGGUUUCCUCGUAUCGGACGAGCAAUGCAACAUUAUCACCUACAUGUACCAACCGGAAUCGCGCGAAUCUUUUGGAGGUCAACGAUUGCUGCGAAAAUGUGACUAUCACGUAGGACAAAAGAUAAACUCCAUGUUCCGUGUGCAGUGCGACUUUCACGAAAUGGAUUACAAACGCAACAGCAACUACGAAUGCAAACAUACGACGUACUUCGCUACCUUGGACGGAGGUAUCGGAUAUGUUCUACCCCUGCCGGAAAAGACCUACCGAAGGUUGUUCAUGUUGCAGAACGUCCUGAUGACGCACAGCCCCCAUCUGUGCGGUUUGAACCCGAAAGCGUUCCGCACAAUCAAAACCGUCAAGAAGCUCCCUAUCAACCCGGCACGUUGCGUCGUCGAUGGAGAUCUAAUUUGGACGUUUUUGACCCUGCCGGCGAAUGAGAAAUUGGAGGUGGCCAAGAAGAUCGGUACCCGCAUUGACGACAUAUGCGCGGAUCUGAUGGAAAUCGAAUCUGUGACACAUGUAUUCUAGAUCAUUAGCUGUGGACAUCUGACCUUUAUUCCCCCUAUUAUACUAUGUAUAAUAAAAGUGUGUAACAACUACUACAAA